AUGGGAGUUGGAGAUGUAGAUGGUGAUGGAUAUUUAGAUGUUGCUCUUGUUGCAGUAAAAGAAGGAGGAAAUAUAAAGAAGCGUCAUUUUCAAUUAGCAGCAGAGUUUGUUGCAACAGCAAAAGGAGAAACUCUUCUUUGUAAUCGUGUUGCCUUCUUUGAUUUCCAUGAAAAGGGAGCAUUAGAUGUUCUCUGUCAAGGGCAGCCUCAGGGAUCCCUUAAUCAUCAGCAGCAGCAGCAUGACCAGGAGCAGCAGCAGCAGCAGCAGCAGCAGCAGCAGCAGCAGGAGCAGCAGCAGCAGCAGCAGCAGGAAGCAAAUCCAUUUAAUACAAUAAGAGUAUUUAUUCGUUCUCCUGAUGCAACAAGAGACAGUUUAUUCUUUAAGGUUAGUUCAUUAAAUGGUGUUUGUCCUUUUUCUUUCUGUUUUAAGCAAACCCUAGCUCCUCUACAGCAGCAGCAGCAGCAGCAGCAGCAAGGACAGCAGCAGCAACAGCAGCAGCAGCAACAGCAACACCAGCACCUUGUUGCUGAUACCAGCAGCACCACCACAAGUGGCGUAGAGGGAGCACUGCAUGCAGCAGAAGGCAGAAUCAUUGAACUGCAGCAGCAGCAAGGACAGCAGCAACAGCAACAGCAGCAGCAGCAGCAGCAGCAGCAACAUUCCCUUCAAUCUGUUCCUGAUCUACCUCCCCCUUAUGGCGCUGCUGCUGUCGGCGCAACAAUGAAGAUAACAGUGACAGACCUUAAUGGCACCAAGACACCGCGUGCAGGUGUCCAAUUACCUCAAAGUGCUCAUGGUCCUUUAUCUCUUCCUUUUGAAUUAUUUGGAUUGGGGCAAACAAAUAAUUAUGUUGAAGAAUUCUUCUUAGGAUUACCUCUUAAUCAAAUCACAGCCCAUAAUAUGUGGGUCUCUUUAAUUCCUAAUUCACAAGUAGUAGUGAUGCCUUAUCCAUUAGAUAAACCUUCAUCAUGGCAACUUGAGCUGUCUGUACACCCCAGUAAAAGCUUUAUUAAUAUUCUUAUU
Molecule: messenger RNA, 1023 nt
Organism: Eimeria maxima
Lineage: Eukaryota; Apicomplexa; Conoidasida; Eucoccidiorida; Eimeriidae
Product: T-cell immunomodulatory protein, putative
Exons: 7
Cellular component (GO): plasma membrane
Source: RefSeq, a predicted model, not a curated record